Messenger RNA from Paramormyrops kingsleyae, 4245 nucleotides. RefSeq names its product SRY-box transcription factor 13 (gene sox13). Gene Ontology annotation, molecular function: DNA-binding transcription factor activity, RNA polymerase II-specific; RNA polymerase II cis-regulatory region sequence-specific DNA binding. The record is from RefSeq and is a predicted model, not a curated record. NCBI's taxonomy places the organism in Eukaryota, Metazoa, Chordata, Actinopteri, Osteoglossiformes, Mormyridae. Gene Ontology annotation, cellular component: nucleus. Gene Ontology annotation, biological process: regulation of transcription by RNA polymerase II; cell fate commitment.
GCGAAUGUGGGAAACAAAAUACCAGAAAGUCUGGGGAGAUUGGGGUAACUGGCUGUGUGUGGCGAGCUGAUGUUUGUUAAUAAGAGCAGUUAUUGUCAGUUGCUUUCAGGCUGAUAGGGGUUGAAGGGACAUCCAGGUGUUAGGGGGAUCUUUGUUUUGCAUGUUACAAAAUAACAGCUCAUUCAGAGAAACACCGGAGGAAACGACAGAACGGGUUUCUCAGGAGUGGAUGUGUGAGCCCGGCCCCUCAGCACUGCAUCUCCAGGCCAGCAAUGAUGUAACCAUGGUGGGCAUGGGUGUGAAGGUGGAAGAGGAAGGCCCAGGUGAUAUCAGCAGUGGAGAGGUUGGCAGGGAGCUCCAGAGAGCAUCACCCUGCAGCUGGCUGACACGCCCACUGGCCGAGCAGGCAGAUUUUCAGCUGAGGAUGUCACAGUCGCCCUUGGCCAUCAGUGGGAUUGUCAUGAAACCACAGGGGACAUCACUGGGCACAUCCCCGCGAGGGGACGGCUCUCCCAAAAAAGAACGGACACAGGGACACAGCCCUCCAGGCCAAGAUGGAGGCAUUCGGAGUUUUGACAAAUUGGACCUCCAGCAUAGCGUUAGUGAGGUAAUGCCCACGAUUGAAAAACUUCUGAAUUCAGACUUGAGAGAGAAAAUUUUGGUCAAGAAUGCCCAUGGUAGCACAAGUUUGAAAGGUACUCCAGAGAGUCUAGCAGAGAAGGAGCUGCAGCUGCUGGUGAUGAUCAACCAGCUGUCAAGCCUGCGGGACCAGCUACUGGGUGCUCACUCUGAACAAAGGAACAUGGCGGCCCUGCUCCUCGAAAAGCAGCAACAGCAGAUGGAGCUGGCCAGGCAGCAGCAGGAGCAGAUUGCCAAGCAGCAGCAGCAGCUUAUCCAGCAGCAACACAAGAUCAAUCUCUUGCAGCAGCAGAUUCAACAGGUGAACAUGCCUUAUGUGAUGAUCCCUGCCUUUCACCAUAACUCGCAGCCCCUGUCAGUCACCUCAGAGCCUCAGAUGGGCCUUCCCCUGCAACCCAUUCCCUGUAAACCAGUUGACUAUCCAAUGCAGUUUCUUCCUAACCCGCACUCUGCUCCUGCAAAGCGGUCCAGUGGUGCAGUGCACAAACAGUUUGGUUUAAAGGAAGCUAAUCAGCCACUCAACUUGACCUCCAAGCCAAAAGGACUCGAUAUGUGCAAGACAACUAGUGGGCAAACCCUGGAAAUGGCCUCCGUACCCCUGCAGAGCAGCUUUGGACCUCGUGACCUACAGCUCAGCCCCCCUCGAUCUGGACUCAGCCUAAGUUUCUUGGGCGAGGGAGACGUAGUGAGCCAGACUCUACACGAUGCUCAGCAACUUCUGAGGGGCCAUGUGGCUUUAGGGAGAGACACUGAUAAUGGCAGAAAGAUUUCUCGAGCUGUACAGUUGACACAUGAAGAGAGAAAGGAAGAUGACCAGAUUCACCAACCCAAAGAGGACCAUCCCAGCAGUGAUUCAGAGGGGGCCGUGUCUGCUCCAGGAGUCAGUGGCUUUGCUGAGGUCCACACGCCCUCCUCAGGACACAUCAAAAGACCUAUGAAUGCCUUCAUGGUUUGGGCGAAAGAUGAGCGCCGCCGCAUCCUGCAGGCGUUUCCAGAUAUGCACAACUCCAGCAUUAGCAAGAUCUUGGGCUCACGCUGGAAGGCUAUGUCCAACCAGGAGAAGCAGCCUUAUUACGAGGAGCAAGCCCGGCUCAGCCGCCAGCAUCUGGAGCGUUACCCCGACUACAAGUACAAACCUCGUCCAAAGCGCACCUGCAUAGUGGAGGGCCGGAGGCUGCGUGUGGGCGAGUACAAAGCCAUGAUGAAGAGUCGUCGUCAAGAACAGCGUGUAACCUACACAGCCAGCCAAUCAGAGCCACCACUGCACUACCCCACCAGCGACAUCCAUUAUCCUAGUCCCCCUGAGUCUAUGACAGCGGUUUGCCUGCCCCCUACACUGAUGAAGCACUACCUGCCCAGUGGACUGGAGUCCUCGCCGGCACAAGCCAUGGAGACCCCCAGCAGUAUUGUGGAAAGACACCCCUACAGUGAUGGAGAUGAGAGCGAUUCUGGGGAGCGCAGUGAGGGAGAGCUUGUGGUUUUGACUGACUGAGUGCAAUUAAAUGCUUGGUUUUGGGACAAAGGCACAAUAAGGCAGCUUAUUGGCUCCAGUCUCUAUCAGAUCCACACCUGUGGACCAAAAUGCCAAAUAUGUCUGACUUUUGGGUGUGAAGAUGUUGCUGUUGAAUGAGAACACAUGUUCCAAACUGCUUUUUAUUUAUUUAAUUUUUUUAAAUCAUUUUACAGAAUCUUAUUGGAGGUACGGGGAACAGUACCUUUUGAUUUUAAAUAAAAGUGCCAUUUGGAUGAAGAAGGGCUUGCUGAUGUUACUACUCUCAAAUUCCAUUAUAUUUGCUAUUCCAUUUUCUGCUGUCAUGAAUUUGAGGUUCUGCUGUUGCUAAGGAACACCUCAGUGCUAUAAACCAAUAUACAAACUUACAGAAUAUUAAGCAAUUCAAACAUUAUUAUUAUUAUUAUGAUUAUUUAAUAAAUAAUCAUAAUAAUAAUAAGAAGAAGCUCAAGUAGAUAUUCAAUGUCUCUUUUGUCUAUAAUUUCAUAUAAAUAGUUUAUUAAUAAAAUUCAUGUACAGUCCAUGUCCAACCAUGUAGAACGGGAAACAGCUAAUGUGUCAAAUAUUGGGUCAAAAAUUUUUUACAUUACAACCCAAUAGCAGAACACAUUCCAUACAUCCAGGGUGAAAUAAACAUGGCUUCUUUGUACAGUUCUUGAAGUUUGUGUGCUUUGUCUUUCCAUGUAAAUCACAGAGAGCACUUUGACAGCUGCAAGUUUUUAUUACAUACAGCACUUUCCAGGGUUCAGUAAGAGAGGUGCUUUGCAGAAUAGAUUUAUUGAUGUUUAGUGUCCUUGUUCUAGGAUAAAACUAGAAUGAUACAAUAGGUAUAUGGGGAAAUAGAAUUUAAGGCUCUUUUUUUGGAACUGAUAUUCCAUUGGUUUUAUGGCUUAAUACUCUCGCUGUUUCAGUUACACCAUAACUUUGCAUGUAUUUUUGCCUCUUACUGUCGAGGGGGUGAAGACCAUCUACUGGAGCAUUAGGGCAAAUGCUCAAAAGUGAAGCAUUAGCAUCCAUCCAUCAAUCCUCUAUACCUGCUUGUCUUAUGCAGGGUUGUGGUGGUCUGGAGCCUAUCCCAGAGUACAAGGCAGAGAACAGCAUACUAACCUUCACUGAUUAAAUUAUUUUGCAGGGUCUGAAGUGUGCUUGAGUAAUGCAAAAUGCUCCUGAUCUUCUAAAUACCUCAAUAUGCAGUUUUUACAAAAUGUGUUCAUUUUCUCAUUUAUAUGUGUAUGAAAACAUAAACUCCAUCAUCCCAAAAAAGUAUGUUUGUGUACAGUUUCCUUUAGAGCCCCCACAUUAACUCACUUAACUGACUGGUUAUAAGCAGUUACAAGGUGGCUGGAUUGAUUCUUCCACCAAGUUUUAUUUGAUUUAUAUAUGCAGUAUACAUUGACAGUUAAUAUAGAAUCAGGAUGCCACCAUGGUCCUAGCAAAGUGAAAUAAAAGUGUCUGGGCAAGUUAAAUGUCCAUGACUUUAUAAUAAAUUGGAUUAUUAAUAUGGUUAUAAAAAGCACAUCAUGCUAAAAUGUUAAAUUUAAUGUAAGCCUUCCAACUACGUUUUGAUUCUAUUUAUUUCCAAAUGGAUUUUUUUUUACCAGUUCUCAGAACUGGUCAAAUCAAUUUAUAGAAUAUCUAGUUAUUAAAAAACAAGCCAGGUCAAACUGUUAUAUCAUUUUGCUGAUGUGGUUAAGAAAUAUAUUAGAUUUUCCAUUAAACAAGUUUAUCCAUAUACGUAAAUGACCAGUUAUACUUGAUACAGCUAUCAUUUUUUACGUUUUCCCUCAAUACAUGAUGCAUAUGUUAGACCUAAAUUCUUUUCAACAAUGUCUUGCUGUUACAUGCCUGCUCUAGCCCAAAAUAUGUUCAGAUGUCCUGUGUAAGAACCUGGUAACAACAGUGAACUGGCCUUUUAGUAAACCACUUCUGUUAUAAUCAGGAAAAAUGUCAGAACAUGUUUUGACAGUUUAAACCUUUCAGUGUACAUAUAGACAUAGAUUUCUAUUUUGUUUAUAAUAGUUUAUUUGAAAGUUUACAUUUUCUGUGAUUUCCAAAUUGUGAGUGUUUUGAAUGUAAUAAAAAUAUUUGUAUCAUAA